GGUACCGAUAGCUACGAGAUCGACUUCACAGCGCAAAUGCAUUACAAGAUGCUGACGGAAGUAAAAGACGUCGGCCCUUACGGUUUUUGCGAGAUAAGCCAAUCGAGACCUUGGAUACGAGGGAGCUAUAAAGCUGCCACCAUUUCCAUCUACUUUUCCUUUCAUCAGUCAAUAUCAGUUUCAACCUCUCACUUGAUACAAUCCAUUUCUCCAUACGAUGUCUCAUCAAUAUGUCGCCCAGCAACCGUCCGGCUUCAAGAACAACAUCGAAAAGGUGGCGGUUGUCGGAGCUACGGGAUCUGUUGGCAAAUACAUCACGGAGGAGCUUCUGAAGACCGGCAAACACAUUGUCACUGCACUCACACGCACUGACAGCGAGUCUACCAUGCCGAAAGGCGUACAAGUCGCCAGAGUCGACUACAGCUCAGAAGAUAGCAUUGUCGACUCCCUGAAAGGCCAGGAGUUUCUCAUCAUUACAAUGUCCACCCGAGCACCCCGGGAUACACAAAGCAAGCUGAUCAAUGCUGCGGCGAAAGCCGGCGUCAAGUGGGUGAUGCCAAAUGAGUAUAGCCCGGACUAUGUGGGUGAGGAAGCCAUGGGUCGAGACGUGAUGAACUUUGGUCAGGUACAAUUGGGCGCCCGCCAAUUGAUUGAGAGCCACGGGAUGAGCUGGACGGCGCUGUGCUGCAGUCACUGGUACGAAUUCUCCCUAGCCGGCUCACAGACACGCUACGGCUUCGAUUUCCAGAGCAAGACUGUAACGUACUAUGAUGGUGGGGAUGUCAAGAUCAAUCACUCCACUUGGCCGCAAUGUGGUCGUGCGGUGGCUAAGCUCCUCUCGCUCAAGCUCCUGCCAGAGGACGAAAGCGACAAAGCACCGACCCUGAGUCAGUUCCGCAACAAGCCAUUGUACAUCUCCUCAUUCUUGCUCAGCCAGAACGACAUGCUCGCCGCGGUGCUAAAAGCGACUGGCGACAAGGAAAGCGACUGGACCAUCCAGUCGAAGCCAGUUACCGAGCGCUACCAGGAUGGAAUCAAUGCUAUGCAGAAGGGCGAUAUGCUCGGUUUCGCUACGGCAAUGUACGCCCGAGUGUUCUAUCCCGAAGGCAGCCCGGGAGAUUACGAGAGUAAGGGCAAGCUCGCAAACGACAUCCUAGGCUUGCCGAAGGAGGACCUGAACGAAGCGACGAAGAAUGCGGUGCGUAUGGCGGAAACAGGUGAAGGACUUUACCACUGAAGAAGCCGUGCAGCGCGACAUCAAAGUCGCGAGAGAAGUGCUAGGGUAUAGCUGUUGUACUCGUCAACUGGAUCGCUGCAUAAUGCUUUGUAAUGUUAUCAAUUGCAGUACUUGCCGCCCCAAUGCCAUCCCCACGCCAUACAUGCAGUGUAUAUGUCGGGUACGCGACCCUGUGCCGCAAGGUCUUCACAAGUGUGCAAGUCAGCUUUUGGCAAAGAUCCGUUGGCUCCAAUGCAAACCCAACGCCCAGUGAAACAACCUUGCAUCGACAAUCUUGCCCUGCUCCUUCGACAGCGCUUGAAGCGUGUCAUACAGUUCACUGAUCGGAACAACCCUCCUCUCAAUAAACUCGCCAUCGUCCAGCUG
Messenger RNA from Baudoinia panamericana UAMH 10762, 1603 nucleotides. RefSeq lists its product as uncharacterized. The transcript is spliced from 6 exons. Lineage: Eukaryota; Fungi; Ascomycota; Dothideomycetes; Mycosphaerellales; Teratosphaeriaceae. Gene Ontology annotation, molecular function: oxidoreductase activity. Bases 218 to 1237 code for a protein of 339 amino acids. The record is from RefSeq and is a predicted model, not a curated record.